GUGCCUCGGCCCAGUGGCGGGCGGCGGGCGGCGCAUGCGCCUUGCGACGGGCUAGAAAACGGUCUGCGGGCGGGGCGCGCCGGGCCGACGCCAUGGAGCCGGGAUUCGGAGGCUGCGGGCCCUGGAGUGCUGAGCCCACCGACGCCCCGGGUUAUGAGAACCACCACCGCUCGGGCAGCCAGGACAGCGGCACUUGUGGCUACGGCCCCUCCCCGUGGGAGCACCCCGAGGGCCCCGGCGGCCUAAGCAGCGGAGGGGCGGCCCCCCACCCCCCGGAGCCCCGCAGAGACGACUCGGAGUCCAUUGUCGCCAAGAUCAAGCAGCGCUUGGACAUGAUGUCGAAGGAGGGCGUGGCCGGUGACGGUGACGAGGGUCUGCAGGAGCCCCAGAGGCCCUGCCACUUCCAGUCCUUCGAGGCCGGCGGCGAGUCCACCAGGCCCGACUACGACUCGCCCCCCGGGCCAGGCCCAGACCACAACGGCGGCCACGGCCAGGAUGAGCCAGACCGGGACCCGGACCAGGAGGCCGGCAGCUUCACGCCCCCGGCGGACGCCCCGGAGCCCACCCCCGAGCCGGAGCCGGAACCCGAGCCCGCGCCCACCCCGGCUCCGGCCCCCGCCCCGGCCCCCGCGACCCCCACCACCACCUCCGAGUCCCUCCUGGGCCCCGCCCCCUGGCACCUGCUGACCUACAUGGGCGGCCGUGGCCUGUGCGGGCCCGCCCCUCGGCCCCCCCUCUUCCCGUCCAUGCCCCCCAACUUCGGCAUGAUGGGCAUGCAGGGGCCGGGCUGCUACGACAACUCCAUGCCCUACGGAUACGGCCGCGGACAGCCCCGGAUGAGGGGCAUGAGAGAGCGGCCUCCCCGAAGGAGGGGCUUCCGGCGCUUCGGCCCCGACGGCAUGAGGUGGAAGCGGAGACAGCCGCCCAUGUUCGAGGAGCCGGAGCCCAAGCACUUCCGCUACGACUACGAAGCCGACUUCUCAGAGAACGACGACGGCACUGGUGACUUCCGUUCCGGAGAUGAAGAGUUCCGGGGCGAGGACGAGUUCUGCGACUCGGGCUGGCAGCGAGGGGAGGAAGAUGAUGACGGGAGGAGGAGGAGGGAGAAGCAGCGGAGGAAGGACAGGACCCGAGACCGGGCGGCCGACAGGACUCAGUUCUCCUGCUCGGUGUGCAAGUUCCGCAGCUUCGAGGAGGAGGAGAUCCGGAAGCAUCUGCAGAGCAAGUUCCACAAGGAGACGCUGCAGUUCAUCGGCACCAAGCUGCCCGACAAGACGGUGGAGUUCCUGCAGGAGUACAUCGUGCACCGGAACAAGAAGAUCGAGAAGCGGCGCCAGGAGCUGCUGGAGAAGGAGGCCUCCAAGCCCAAGGCCGACCCCUUCCGAGGGAUCAGCGAGGAGCACUUCUUCAAGAAGAUCGAGGCGGCGCACUGCCUGGCCUGCGACAUGCUGAUCCCCGCGCAACCGCAGCUGCUGCAGCGCCACCUGCACUCCGCCGACCACAACCACAACCGCCGGGUGACCGCGGAAGAGUUCAAGAAGGCGAGUCUCCAUGUGGCCAAGAGCGUUCUGAACAACAGGCACAUCGUGAAGAUGCUGGAGAAAUACCUCAAGGGUGAAGACCCCUUCACCAAUGAAGCCAUGGACCCAGAGAUGGAAGGAGAGGACAACCCGGGCGGCGAGGAGAAGGAGGAGGCCGAGGCCGAGACCCCGGAGGACGUGGCGGCCGAGGUCCUGGCAGACGUGAUCACGGCCGCCGUGCGAGCCGUCGACGGGGAGAGGGAGGCCGCCCCGGACCCCGAGGACGCGGGGGAGGCCGAAGGGGAGCCCGCGGGCGCCGACUCCAAGGACGCAUCCGCCUAGACCCCUCCCCUCCCGGUUCCGGGGCUGUCCCGCCACGCAUCGCUCUCCCGCCCGCCCGCCCGCCCUGGCUCCCGGCCGAGAGGGGCCUGGUGGGGACCCAGCCGUCCCCCCGCCCCCAGCCCCCUCGGCCGCGGGCCGCCCCUCUGGGCCGUAUCCGUCCGGGCUGCGGUGCGGCGUCUUCGCCAGUAGAUCCAGUAGACCCCGUGGUCCUGCUUGUGAAUAGCGGCCGGCCCUCCCGCCCUCCCGCCCUCCCCGCCCUCCCGCCGGCCGCUCAGCUCCGGUUGCUUUCGUGACGCCCUUUUGUCGGUUCGCUUUUUCCUUCUUCUUUUUUAAGUUUCGAGAAUUUGCUUCAGCUUCAGUUCCUUGAAUUCUGCUCUGAAGUGGCUGUGCCCUGUGAGCCCGGCCGUGACGCCGGGAGGGAGGGAGGGAAGGAGGCGCCGGACUGAGCCCGACCGCCUGUCUGGCUGUGACCGCGGUCCCCGUCCCAUCCCUGCCGGCCGCUUCGUUCUUUCUUUUCCUUUUUUUUUUUUUUUUUUACCUCAUUCGUGUGCCGCCUCUGCGCCACUUCAGGGCUUUCUGUCCGAGUUGAGUUCCUUUUACUGAAAUACAUUUUCCAGGAAAACCCGAUGUCACUCCCAGACACAAACAGUGUAAGUCGCCAGUCGGGCACAGUACGUUGAAGAAAAAAAUAAAAGUAUCGGGAGAGAAGAAGAAGAAA
Molecule: messenger RNA, 2580 nt
Organism: Erinaceus europaeus (western European hedgehog)
Lineage: Eukaryota; Metazoa; Chordata; Mammalia; Eulipotyphla; Erinaceidae
Gene: AKAP8
Product: A-kinase anchoring protein 8
Exons: 13
Coding region: 93-1862 (589 amino acids)
Cellular component (GO): nuclear matrix; nucleus
Molecular function (GO): DNA binding; protein kinase A regulatory subunit binding
Source: RefSeq, a predicted model, not a curated record